Molecule: messenger RNA, 5590 nt
Organism: Oryzias melastigma (Indian medaka)
Lineage: Eukaryota; Metazoa; Chordata; Actinopteri; Beloniformes; Adrianichthyidae
Gene: map2
Product: microtubule-associated protein 2
Biological process (GO): microtubule cytoskeleton organization; neuron projection development
Cellular component (GO): neuron projection
Molecular function (GO): microtubule binding
Source: RefSeq, a predicted model, not a curated record
AUAAAUUAUUAUGAUUUUUUUUUCUCCAAGGAACAACUUGCUGUUUGGAUCUUUCCUGAAGAUCUUGACAAGAACCUUGUGAUAUCUGAGGACAGGAAAGCUGUUUUUGGACUCCAUCCAGUAUUUGGCCGCCCUUAAGAGAAGUCAAGACAGCAUCUCCUUGUUCAAGCUCUCUGGCUGCUAGCUUGCCCCAGCAUGGCAGACAGUCGACAGCCAGAAGACACUGUGCCCCAGUGGGACCCAUCAGGGGGACAGGAACCUGGCGGCCCCCUUGGAGCGAACGGCUACCCUUCCUCAGUUUACAGAACCACGGCCCCUUACAGCACGAGGGAGAACGGCUUUAAUGGGGAACUAACUGGAGCUCAGGCUGUAACUGCAGAACAAGUGUCUGCGAGGAUUGUUCAGGAAGUGACAGCAGAGGCGGUGGCGGUCCUGAAGGGAGAACAGGAGACUCAACGGCUGCCUUCAGUUGAAGAUACCACCAAUUUGCCUCCAUCUCCACCCCCCUCGCCUGCAGCUGAGCACUUUGGUCCUGCCGAAAAAGGGGAUAAGGAGGAGGCGGGGCCUCUCCGCCGCUUCCAAAAUUCUCGGGAGAGGUGCAAGUUCCUCGCCCCCUCCAUCUCUGUUUCCGUGCCCGAGGACGACCCCUACCACUCCGACGAGGAGUACUAUGAGCACCCAUUGUUCAGCCCAGAGUGGACGCACUCGGGCGCUCGCCCCACAGGGCACGCCGUGGCCUUUAGACAGAUUGAAGAAGAGACCAUGGAGGCUCUUACAGCUGAAUUCCAAGAGGAGGAAGAUGAGGAAGAGGAGGAGGAGGAAAGUGCAGAGGCAGCAGAGUCGGAGACAGCUCUUGAUGAGCAGCAGUGGAGUGGGGAGGAGCCCGAGCUGGACAGCCCCCAAGCUGAACUCUUAAAUCAAUCAGAAGACGUAGACGAGGCCCAGGAUGUAGACCUGGAGCUGGGUGAAGCAGCUAACGCUGCCGCUGAAAGCUCUAUGAGCAGAGAGGAAGAGGAGGAGGAGGAGGAGGAGGAAGUAGAGGGUGAUGAAUUCCCUGACACAGCUUUGAAGAUGGAAUCGGACAAGCAAGACAGUGGGUCCAUGAGUCCUGACAGCAUCGGAUCAGAGAAACGACCGGAGGAAUUUUACGAGCCCCAAAUGCAAGAGUUCUUUGCUGGUGAACGAGUCGUACCAGAGAGCCCCACCAUGGAUAUACCCUCCUAUGUGCAUUCAGAUGUACAAAGCCAAGAAAAGCAUUUAGUCAAGUCAUUCACACUUCAGCCCACGUAUGGUGAGCCAAUCACGGUGUCGGAAAAGCAGCCAUCAGUGGAGGUGGUGGAGUUCAGCAGUAUUGGCGCCCCAUCUGAUUUCUCAUCAGUAGGAGUCAAAGAUCAAGCAAAAGACUCAACGAAAGAUGCCGGGGACAGAUCAGGCAUGUCGGCCUAUUUUGAAACGUCAGCCAUGGAGGUUGAAGAAGCCCAGCACUGUAAAAGCGAAGGUUAUUAUGAACUGAGUAGAGCUGUGGAAAAGACAGCCGAAGGUAACUCCAGGUCUCAGGAGAGGAGCUACAGCAUGCUAGCUGAAGCCACGGAUAAUCCUGAAUCUAAAAAAGGUUCAACAGAUGUUGCUGGAAUGUUUGCAGCCCCUGAUAAGGGUAGUGAAUGCAGGCUUUCUCCCGGUAAGCUCGCUUUAGAGCAGAGGAGUUACUCACUAAACAUCACCAUAGGAGCACUAGACCAGAGCGGGCAAGGGAAAUCUCUCAACUUCUCCCCACUGGCGACAGACAUCAUGUCUUUAACUAGCGGGAGUCUAGAUGAGUCGGCCAACUACCUUCCAGUGUCUACGCCAUCUGUGGACAAACCUCAACCAUUUCCUCCCCUUAUCUUGGAGACUGCAGCUUCAGUCACUUCAGACUCCUCAUCUCCACCACGGACUGCCGAACCACCGCCUAAAACAAGUCCAGAACCAACUUCUCCAGAAUCCCCCCAGCCCUGUAAGAACUACAAAAAUGGCACGGCAAUGGCACAAGACUUGCCAGAGAUGCUCGACCUCGCUGGAGCCCGCUCCAGACUGGCUUCUGAAAAUACAGACCCAGAAAUCACUAGGCGAAAGUCAAGCCAAGCAGAUGUUCCUCCUUUUACUCCCGAUCCAAUGGCCAGCCUAAUGUCAGGAGAGCAGAGUCCCGGGGCAAGAAAAAGUGAUAGUCAGCUUGAAGAGAUGGGAUAUUGUGUGUUCAGUGAAUACUCGGGACCCAUGCCAUCUCCUGCAGAUGUUUUCAGUCCCACGGAAACGGCCGCAAAAGUCUUCACCCCCUCUGUCUUGGAGGAGAAAGUGGCUGAGCAGGCGAGGAAAUUAGCAGUUCGAGAUAUGUCUUUGGAGGACCAGAGUGAACUAACAGGAGAGGCUGAUUGCAUUGAGAGGAUUAACCAGAAUCAAGAUGACUUGAAUAAAGAAACGAAAAAAGAUGAGGUGAACAGUCAGCCAGUUAAGCCUGUGCCAGAAACUCCACCUGCUCAGCCAAGUGAGACCUUUGUGACUCCAACCGUAACCGUGACUCUGGAAGGAGGUGAGAGGUCAGGAAGUGAGUCUGAGCGUCAAGCUAGCGGUGAAGGGUCGGCCUCUGAAACAGAGAUUGCAGACUAUGAGAGGCAGAUCCGCAAACUGGAGAUGGAGGAUAGACCUCUGAGUUUGGAGGAGGAAAGAGAGCUGCAGGAGCUCCGAGAGAAGGUCAAGCUAGUCCACCAAGAAGCUUAUGAGGAAGUGGACGCGGAAGACGCAUACCAGCUAACCGGCAUGGCCAAAGACCGAAUCGCAAGACCUGUGAAAACUUCCCCAACUUCAUCUGUGGAGAGCAACAUUGACGAUGACAAGCUGCUCUCCCCAGUGCUCUCACCAUCCAAAUUUAGACAGAAAGAAGUGUACGGGUCCCCUAAGAGAGUAGCUUCCCCUGUGUCAGCAAUGCACAAAGAAGAGAAGGAUGAAUCAGAGAGAAAAUCAAAGGAAGAAAAAGACAAGGAAGCAACGGAGAUCAAGAAAGCGGAAGAUGAAACAAAGGAAAAGAGGGAAGACCAUGAUCAGAAAUUGCUUAAAGAAACAGAAAAUAAAAGAGAGCAAGAUGAACAGGAGAAUAUGCUAAUAUUAGAGAAAGAAAAGGAAGAGAAAGAACUGAAAGAAAAGGAGGAGAAUGAGAAAAAAGAGAAGGAGGCAAUGGAGCUUAAAGAAAAAGCGGAAAAGGAAAAGAAAGAAAAAGAGGAGAGAGAGCUGAAAGAAAAGGCAGAAAGGGAAAAGAAAGAAAAAGAGGAGAGAGAGCUGAAAGAAAAGCAGGAAAAGGAAAAGAAAGAAAAAGAGGAGAGAGAGCUGAAAGAAAAGGCAGAAAGGGAAAAGAAAGAAAUAGAAGAGAGGGCACUGAAAGAAAAGGAGGAAAAUGAAAAGAAAGAAAAAGAGGAGAUGGAGCUGAAAGAAAAGCAGGAGAAGGAAAAGAAAGAAAAGGAGGAGAGGGAGUUAAAAGAAAAGGAGGAAAAGGAAAAGAAGGAGAAAGAGGAGAGGGAGCUCAGAGAAAAAGAGGAAAAGGAGGAGAGAGAAAGGAAAGAGAAGAUGGAAAGGGAGCUCAAAGAAAAGGAGGAGCGAGAAGAAAGAGAGAGGAAAGAAAAGGAGAAGUUGGAGAAAAUGGAAAGGGAAAAACUGGAACGGGAGAAAAUGGAGAAAGAGCUGAAAGAGAAGGCCGAAAAAGAACUGCAAGAGAAACAAGAGCAAGAGAAACUAGCUGAGAUGGAGAGAAAGAUGGCUGACCUUUCGGUGGAUGUGGAGUUCAGACCGCAGGAAGAAAGUGCUGCCGUUAAUGCGCCGUCAGGAGACGCAAUUGGAAACCUGAAAGACGAGCACGUGUCCAAGAAAGCCAGCGCCAUUGAAUCUGUGGUGAUGGUCGAAGACGACUUCAUCACCGUCGUCCAGACGAUCGACGAAGCCGAAACACCGGGCCACAGCGUCCGUUUCUCCGCUCCACCCGAGGAUAAAGCCUUUUGUGUUACUCACCAGAAAGAUGAGGAAGAGGAAGAGGAGGAGUCUGUUGAGUUGGCCCAGGAAGCAGAUAUAGAGGAGGCGAGUCAAGAGGAGGUGAAUGAUGUUCUUGAAGCUGCUCCCAUCUCCCAAGGUAGAGAGGGCCUGACAGUUGAAACAGAAGGGCUAACAGAAAGCUAUGACCGAGAUGAAACCACUGUGGAUGACUCCAUACUGGACAGUUCCUGGGUGGACACACAAGAUGAUGACAAGAGUAUGGCAACGGAGCAGAUUGAGCCUUUGCCCAAAGUGCCUGCAGCAGCCGAGAAGGCCUCUUUGCCCCAGACCAAGCAGACACAACAGCAGAAGUUGGAGAAACAGGAGAGGCCCGUCAAACCCAAAACCAAAGGAAAUCGAGCCAAAGGACGAGUCUCCACACCUGAACGCAAACCCAUCCGGAAAGAACCCGUCUAUGUUCCCAGGGAGGAGGUCAAGAAGAAAAAAGCUAUAAUACGGAAAUCUGAGCUCACCAAAAAAGUGGAGACUCAGAGUCUGUCUCCAUCCAAGAAGAGUUCGAUAAAGCCAGCAGCUCGCCAGACGCGGCCCUCCCAGCACCACUCCUGUCCCCGAAGGAGGCACACAGAGACUCUACCAGACAGUCGCCGGCCUCUUAGCGUUGCCAGGCAGUCUCGUGACAGAGUAUCGUGUCAUCCCCAUCACUUCACUCUUACAAAGAUUCCAAGCUACAUAUCCAGAGCUCCUGCUGCCAGGUUAGAUAGUCCUCAGUUUCCAAUGACAAAACUGCAUGGCUCAGCAGAUUUAAAGAGUAACAUAAUGGAGGAUGGAGGAUCUCGAAGCCCGGCUAAGAGGUCCUCGGUGCCACGCCACGCCUCAUAUCUGGCUCGCCGAUUUGAGCUGGAGGAGAGUUCCACCUCUGUCACCAGUUCAGGCUCCACGGCUCCCCGUCGACCGACAUCGUUACGUACAGAGAUGAGAGCAGAGCACAGGAUAGGACGAGCCCCCACUAUGACAGUAACAGAAUCGAUGCGCUCCCGCUCAGCUCGCAGCGGUCACUCCACCCCACGCACUCCAGGCUCCACAGCCAUCACCCCAGGAACGCCUCCUAGUUACUCCUCAUCUUCCAGGGGGACCCCACGCUCCCUAAGUUUGAUUUGCCAGGAGAGGAAAGUAGCUAUUCUUCACACCCCACCCAAAUCCCCUGCAACCACACCCAAGCAGCUCCGCAUCAUCAACCAACCACUUCCGGACUUCAAGAAUAUCAAGUCCAAGGUUGGCUCCACAGAAAACAUCAAGUAUCAGCCCAAAGGAGGACAGGUGCAAAUCCAGAACAAGAAGAUUGACUUGAGUCAUGUGACCUCCAAGUGUGGCUCUCUAGACAAUAUACACCAUCGACCAGGGGGCGGUAACGUGCGCAUAGAGAGCGUAAAGUUGGAUUUCAAAGACAAAGCCCAGGCUAAGAUCGGAUCCCUGGAAAAUGCUCAUCAUGUUCCCGGGGGAGGUCGCAUCAUGGAAUUUCAUACAUAGUAACGCCUGAUUGAGAGCCACAAGUUGACAUUUCGGGACCACGCAAAAG